UCCCUCCAGCCCAUGAGUUCCCUGCACUCACUCUCUCACUCACUCACUCUGUGCUUGAGUUUGUUUGUAAGUGAGUGUGUGUGAAGUCGUUUGUCAUGGAAGGAUCGCGGGCCCUCCUCCAACUUCCAGCUUCGGUGACCGCAUUCAUGAUGCUGCUUGGUUGGUAUUUAUGUAUUUUUCUCUCUCUUUUGUUUGGUUUGGUUUAAUAAGGAAAAGCCCAACUGCUUUUGCAAUGUGAAAAAAGGAUGCGUAUGCGGCUAGACUGUAGGACAUGGCGGAAGAAAGUGGUGGAAGGGCUGGCAACCAGUAGGGACUGCAGCCAAAUAGCAGGUUGACCAAAGGGGAGGAGAAGCGUCAGGAUGGGAAGGAUAGCUUUUUCCACGAGGAGGAGCUUCUGAGAGCUUAGGCCAUGCCUCGCAACGAUAAAAGGGGGAAAAAGCCAGCUGCAGCGACAUGGGAGAAAAAAGAGCGAGGGAAGGAAGAAGCGAUGAUAAGAUAUGUGGAUGCCAGGACGUUAGAAACAACAAGCACGACGGGGUCAACCUAGAGGUGAAAGGAGCUCCACGAGCCCACGCCCCGGGAGUUACUAAGAAGAACCCACCACGGCCCCUUUUCUCCGUGGGCUUUUUGAGCAAGCCAGUGUGGCAUGGCACAGCGGGGACCGAUGACGGGCGAAGAGGAGAGGAGAUGGUCGCCGAUCCAUGGAAGAAGAAGCUGCGCAUCCUUAACGUUUGAUGAUGGGACCCGGGAAUGGGAGGAGGAUGUUGGAUGAAUGGUGGAAUAGUUUGGCGGCGAAUCCUCCAUGUGCUCUUGGAUUGGGGUUCUAAAUAAAGGGCGAAUGAGAGUCGAUUUGGGAGGAGCCAUUGAUAGAUUAUAGGAGGUAGGGCUGGAAAUAGGAGGUGUGAUGGAAGUGAGCGUUGGUCGAUGGAGGGGGGUCAGGCCAUUGUCCACGAAUUGGACAAGAGUAGAUGCUGGACCUGAGAAACAUGCCCGAUGACGAAUGGGUCAGUGGAUGAGAUGAGAGAGAGAGAGGGGAAAAGAGAGAAAGAGAGAGUCGGAGAGGGACAGAGAAAGAGAAAGAGAGAGCGAGCGAGGGUGGACUUCUGUACUUCUAGGUUUAUCAGAGUUGUUGCCUUGAGAGUGGUUCGUGGUUGUGUGACGAUGGUGAAUUGUGACGUUAGGGUGAAGUGGAAGGUGAGGUAUGGUGGGCUGGGGUGGUGAGGGAUUCUUGCAGAGGAGAUGAUGGAUGGGUUUAAAGGGCAGGGAUGAUUUUGGCGAAUUCUGGAGUCUGUUGAGCGUUGCUGGGUUGGCUUGUGCAUCACCAGGACUAGGGCAGAACUAUGGUGAUCUAAUAGUUGGGGAUCAUUGAGUGGCCGUGGCGAGUGUUUACGGAACUUCUAUGGAGCGGUGCAGCAAGGGGGCUCUGAAGUUCUGUAAUAGUUUCGUCCUGUGCUAAUCGCGGUGUCGCGGUGCUAGUGCGCAAAGAACACUUGGUAUAAUCUUAAAGUCCACAAUGCAAGAUAGCCCAAAUUGCUUCCGGAAAACGAGGGGAGCCGUUGUUGAAACUUUGUGGUUAGGAUGAAUGGAGAUAGAGAAGAAUUAUGGUGUCUGGCAACAAAACAAUUCUCUCGCAGUGGAAGCGGCGUUUCUGGAAUUCGGGAGUGCUGGUGUUGGGAUUCGCAGUAGUUGGGGCUUCAGGUUCUUGAUGGGAAUAGCCCGAUCUAAGUAAAUGGGCAGCGAGGUGCUAUAUUCCCUUGCGAAGAUGGUGAAUGUGCCAGCUGCACAGGGGCCAUGGGUGGGGUUUGCGCGCCCAGUAACUCCUGGCAGUGGAGGACGACUUACUACGGAUCUUCCAGCGACUGGAGCCAUUGGAAAGCAGAGCUUUCCCAAAGAGGGCACUUUUAUUGAUUCUGAUCAUUUCAUGGAGCUUUUGGAGCGCAGCGGUUCGGGUGACUCUCAUCUAGCAUCUCUCAUGCGACUGUACGAGGAUCGACAGGUCAAUGCUGUUAAUCUCCUCAAGCAGCAGCUUGAAACACUAAACUCAGCUCGAUUGGAAGCCGAACGGCGUCAGACCCAGAUCAUGGAGGAAAACUUUUAUGAGCCCAUGUAUGCUGUUGGCGAGGGGUCCACCCUCAGUGAAGACAGCCCUAGAUACGAACACUAUCUUGGCGACGAUGGCCCUGGGUCGUGGAGCUCUGUUCCUGGGAGCGAUACCUGCUCACUGGAGAUGGAAGGAGAUAGUUUUGGUCCUGCUGAGUACUGGCGAGAUCGUGCGCGUAGUUACGCCAAACUCUUGACGGAUAGCAUUCGGAGAGAGGAGCAACUGGUUGAAAAGUUGAAUGAGUAUGCCUCGAUGCCUCCCUCGAAUUGGCAGCCUAUUGAAGAACUUCGCACGCAUCUUCACCGUUUUGAUAAUUUUUUGCGAUUUUCCUUGAGGAAAGCUCCAAUCGUAAUUGGACAUCAGGACAACGACUUGCGGCAUCGAUUUAUCUACAACGCCUUUCCCACAUUGUCAGAAGAGGAAGUGAUUGGGAAGACCGAUUUAGAGAUAUUCAGGGGAUCUGGAGUGGCGGAGGUGAUGGAUUUCAAGCGUGAGGUUAUUCGGAAGGGUCGUCCUGAGAAACGCGAAAUUCAUUUCAACACAGACCUCUUUGGUGAAAAAACAUUUUUGGUUGCUGUGGAACCUGUGCUGAGUCAGUCAGGAGAAGCGAUGGGCAUCAAUUAUGUUGCCAUGGAUGUUAGUGAACAGGUAGACAAGCGUGAACGAAUUUCCCGCCUUCGCGAGCAAGUGGCUGUGCAGAAGGCUAUGGAGGCCGAGCUACACAAAACUAUCCAUAUCACCGAAGAAGCAAUGCGGGCAAAGCAGAUGCUGGCGACGAUGUCGCACGAAAUCCGUUCCCCCUUGUCUGGCGUAGUCAGUAUGGCCGAGGUCUUGGCCACUACACAGCUUGACGAGGAACAGCGGCAGCUGGUUGAUGUGAUGGUGUCGUCUGGUGACCUUGUUUUGCAGCUAAUUAACGACAUCCUAGAUCUUUCUAAGGUUCAGUCUGGGGCAAUGAAAUUUGAGGCAAAAAAAUUUCGACCACGUGAGGUCGUGAAGCACGUGUUGCAAAUGGCUCUCGCUAACACGCAAUCCAAGAACCUCAUCCUAGAAGGACGAAUUUACGAUGAUGUCCCGCUUGAGGUCAUUGGGGACGUUUUGCGGAUUCGUCAAGUUUUCACCAAUCUAGUUGGUAACGCCAUCAAGUUCACACAUGAAGGAAAUGUGACGAUAAGUGUGCGUGUGGUCCCGCCUCCCCCUCCUUCCAUAGAACGAGCAGCCAAGAAUGUUUUUCACGCAGCUACUGGGAUUUCUGCAACUGCUUUAAGCCAUUUAGCACCGUCCACUGGAACUCUACCUGGUAGUCCAAUACCAAGUUCUUCUCUGAUGGCCUCACACCAUGAAGCAAGUGAAACUGCAGUGAAUUUAAAUUCUACUGGUAACAAUUUACAUCCGUCAAGCGUUCAAUCGACUCCUGACCGUGAGGAACCUGCAGUGGACGAAGGGGUUGAGGAUACUGUUUGGUUACUUUGUGAAGUUUCCGACUCCGGUAUUGGCAUCCCAGAAUCAGCGCUUCCGACAUUGUUUGAGAAGUAUACCCAGGUUAGUGCUACUCAUGCGCGGAAGUAUGGCGGCACUGGAUUGGGCUUAGCUAUCUGCAAAAAUCUGGUGGAGUUGAUGGGCGGAAACCUGACAGUUGUGAGUAAAGAAAAUCACGGUUCGACGUUCUCCUUCGCCCUACCUUUAAGAGUACAUCCAGAGAGGUCUAUGAGUUCAGGUCGACUUAGUGAUGAGGUUUAUGAGAUGAUGACGAAGGAGGCGAGAACGGAGGGUGUCAAUGAUAGAUUGGCAUCAUCAAAAAUGGUUGGUUACUACCAUUUUACAUCGAAAGUUGCGUCGAAACCUCCAAGUCCAUCUUCAAGUCCACCCAUUUCACGCAGCCGUUGUAGCUCAUUAUCGGUUGAUGUGUCCACUCAAUCAAGCUCUCAACAGAGAACCAAGAGCGCAUCAAAAAGUCGUGACGGUCAUGCACCUUUAAACCGUCGAAAAACAACUUCGGGAAAGCCAGUUGCCUUAGGAUUUUUCCAAGACGGAUCACCGGAGUUUAUGGACGUCGACUCAAAGGCACUCGACCGUAUGGAGUACAUACCUGGCUUAUCUAUUCCAGGGUCCCAAAGUCCAGCACCUCCUGUAUCAAAGCACAUCAUAGACGGGUCUUCAUCCCGUACCCCUCGUCCUUCGUCUAAGGUCCGGAUGCCGAAAAUUCAGGCAUCGCAAGCAAAAAAUGUUGGGAAUAGUCCAGAAAGAACUAUGCCGCCACAUUCAGCUCAAGGUGUUUUGUCCCAAAGACGGUCUCGAAUAUUGCUGGCUGAGGACAACAAGGUGAAUGUGAUGGUGGCGCAGUCAAUGAUGCAGCGUCUUGGUCACAAAUUGGAGGUUGUUAGUAAUGGAGCGGAGGCAAUCGAAGCCUUAAAGCGAAAUUCAUAUGAUGUUAUUUUGAUGGACGUCUGUAUGCCGGUUAUGGAUGGACUUGAAGCCACGCGAAGGAUACGUCGUUACGAAGCAACAGGAUCAUGGGAGGACUCGAAAGAAGGGGAGACGAUUAGAAACGCAGAGUCCAGUUCUUUCCAACGUUCUCCGCCUGUGAACUUUACCAGCACACAAUCUCAUAGUCCAAUGCGACAAAGAACUCCUAUUAUUGCGAUGACAGCGAAUGCUCUGACUGAUAACAUGAUGGAGUGUUAUAUGCAUGGAAUGGAUUCCUUCGUGGCGAAGCCUGUGACGUUUAUGAAACUAGAACAGGUGCUGAAGCAAUUCGUACCCUGUCUUGACCGCGGCCAAAGCUCAUCAGAUCAAUCAACUUCGGACAACUCGCGUCCGCUGAGGUAUACUAAUAGCAAAGAUACCCCCACUCUUCAAACAAAUAUGACGGAGUAGGUGUAUGACCGUGCAAAACCUAGCACUUUAAAACUUAAGCUCCAUUUGAAAGCUCUGGAACACAUGGCGUAGCUCUCGAGGACCAGAGUCACGUACAGGAAAUCUUCCAGUGGAUCGUUUGCAAAAUCCUUUGCUCUAUUCCUGGUUUAGAAAACUACACAAAAUACUUCAAGGCAAAGUUCUGUACUCCAGCUGAUCUUCUGCAUGUCUGAGCUGUUCGAGUUAAUACCUUUGAAGAGCCGCCUGUUGGAGUACUUGCGAAAGCGCCGACUGUAUGGUGAUCGUGAACAGGAAUUGGGUACCCCAUUCUUUUGUGAAACCUUUUCACUAGCUCAAGGAGUGAAGUAUCAGCUGCAAUGCGGGCAUUAUUUGUCUAUGUUCAGAUCUAGAGGAUGGUUUCGUCCCUUUGUUGCAACAUUUGCUGGUGCGUGCGUGAUGACGUUCAACAUUUUCCCAGGUCAGGCGACUUGAAGUGUAAAUAUAUUUUUGUACCAUAGAAUUGGAUCCCUCUUCUAAACAUAUUUAAAAAAACGUGAUACUAGCUCUUUUAGCAAGAAAUCGAGGCCUUCGUGAUUUUACGAUUUAUCAUGGACAAGGAAGUCAGAGUUCAAAUGUGAUUUUAUGGGUUGUAUUGCUUUUUUCACAUUGUAAUGUUUUUGUUAUGAUCUAGGAUUAUCACAUCUUUAAGCGUCCGUUUCGUUCACGUAAUUUGCAGUGUACUUGCAAAAAUGUAAGUUUUUGGAUGAGAGUGUAAUAAAGUACAUACAUUGCACCUUUC
This is a messenger RNA of Physcomitrium patens, 5756 nucleotides long. RefSeq names its product histidine kinase 5. Gene Ontology annotation, cellular component: plasma membrane. Gene Ontology annotation, molecular function: phosphorelay sensor kinase activity; histidine phosphotransfer kinase activity. Lineage: Eukaryota; Viridiplantae; Streptophyta; Bryopsida; Funariales; Funariaceae. The record is from RefSeq and is a predicted model, not a curated record. Gene Ontology annotation, biological process: protein autophosphorylation; phosphorelay signal transduction system.